UGCAGUUUCUUGCUCACUGUAAGAACACAGCCCUGCCGCCUGUUCCUGUUGCUGCUGCCCUGACUCUCUGCCAUCUCUCUCCUCUCUUUUCUCUUCCUGCUUAGCUCCCUUCCUUCUGAUACCACUCUCAUAUGGAGACUAAUCACCCUAAACAGCUCUCAGCUGAACAGCCCAAAUCUCCUGGGGACAGCUCCUCACUCAAUCACAAUGGCCUGGGAAAGCAAGAUGGCCAGCCGCCCUUAACCUCACUCGGAGCACCAGAGCAGGAGACAAGUGUACACCCUGAGAAGGGAACCCACGACAUCUCUGAAGAGUUGAACCGGCAACUGGAAGACAUCAUAAGCAUGUAUGGGUCUGCUGCCAGUCCCACGGGGACCCAGGGCACCGCUAAAACAAAGGAGCAGCCUGAAAACACAGAGGCGCCAGACAAUGAGGACGGAGACUGUGAAGAAACCUUUGAAGAGACAGACAGAGAACCCACCGCUCCUGAAGAGCCAGCCGCAGCCAAAGAGUCCGUCAGCAAUAAAGAGCAAAAGCUGGAGAAGAAGAUCCUAAAAGGAUUAGGCAAAGAAGCUAACUUGCUAAUGCAAAAUCUGAACAAGCUGCCAACCGCCGAAGAAAAGCUUGAUUUUUUAUUCAAGAAGUAUGCUGAGUUGCUGGAUGAGCAUCGCGCGGAGCAAAAGAAACUAAGACUCCUGCGGAAGCAGCAGGCACAGACCCAGAGGGAGAGGGACCAGCUGCAGAGUGAACACAACCGAGCCAUCCUGGCUCGGAGCAAACUCGAGAGUCUGUGCCGGGAGCUCCAGAGGCACAACAAGACACUGAAGGAGGAAACCCUCCAGCGGGCACGAGAGGAGGAAGAGAAGAGGAAAGAGAUCACGAGUCAUUUUCAGACUACCCUGACAGAUAUCCAGACUCAGAUAGAGCAACAGAGUGAGCGGAAUAUGAAGCUCUGCCAGGAGAACACAGAGCUCGCCGAAAAACUGAAAAGCAUCAUCGACCAGUACGAGCUCAGAGAAGAGCAUCUGGACAAGAUAUUUAAGCACCGAGAGCUGCAGCAGAAGCUGGUGGACGCGAAACUCGAGCAGGCUCAGGAGCUGAUGCAGGAAGCGGAGGAGCGUCACCGGCGGGAAAAGGAAUAUUUGCUGAACCAGGCAGCAGAAUGGAAACUCCAGGCCAAAGUGCUGAAGGAGCAGGAGACAGUGUUGCAGGCUCAGCUCACCCUCUACUCAGGAAGGUUUGAGGAGUUCCAGAGCACACUGUCAAAAAGCAAUGAAGUGUUUGCCACUUUCAAGCAGGAAAUGGAUAAAACAACCAAAAAAAUGAAGAAGCUGGAGAAGGAUACAGCCACAUGGAAAGCCCGAUUUGAGAACUGUAACAAAGCUCUGUUGGACAUGAUUGAAGAGAAAGCCCUAAGAGCUAAGGAAUAUGAAUGUUUCGUGAUGAAAAUCCAGAGGUUGGAGAACCUGUGUCGUGCUUUACAAGAAGAGAGAAAGGAACUCUACAAAAAAAUCAGAGAAGCGAAAAUGUCCGAAAAGGAAGAGCAGGGUCAGCACACCUCUGAUGAAGAGCCAGAGUCAAAUGUCUCUGAAGAUAAAGAAAUAGAUGCAGAGGAAGCCAACAGUGUUCACAGCGCCGUGAAAAACCUGGCCACGGCUUUCACCAUCCUUCAUCAUCCGGAGUCCACCCUGGACCAAUCAGAGGAAAGACAGCCCGCAGUGACUAGUCCUCAGGGUGGAAGUGACAUCAUCCCCCAGCAGCCCGAACUAGCCCUUCUGAACCCUUCUGCUGCUUCGGGGAAUCCUGAGCCUCCGGUAGCUUCUCAGGCUGGGGCUGGAGGGGUCUGUGAGGCUGCACCUGCCUCUACAGCCAGCUGUAUCCCUACAGGGCCAGAGCUCCAAAGCCAGGGACUCCCUCCUGGGAAUCUCCUGGACCUGAAGCUCCAGGAGCCAGAGGCAAAAGCCUCUGGUCAGGCCCCACUGUCCCCAGCCCAGGGCUCCCUAGCUGUAGCGGAGGCAAAAUAUGCUGCUCCACCAUCUCCAGAGAGUGAGGGAGUCCCUGCUGUGGUGCCUGGUUGUGAGCCCAGGGAGCAGCCCCCACCAGCUGUCACAGAGAUCCCAGGCCCUCCCACGGGGCUCCCCAUAGAGGCGGACACCAGUCUGGAUGGAGUAGACUAAGACUCAUCGACUUUUUGGGCUGUUCACCCUGCUGAAUCUUCCUCACGGCAGAAUGUCUGUGAAAGAAACUUCAAGGACUAGGAAGAGAGUUAGGGUCAAGACAUUUGUAAUGUUGAGCCUUUGCUGCUGUUCGCAAUUUAUAACUAAUGUGGAAAUUUUCUGCAAUUGCAUAAUUUUCCCAUUGGCAGCCAAACAUCAAUAGCAAAUAUAUAUUUCAGUUCCACUAAGCUGGUACCUUAAUCCAGUUUAUUAACAGUAAGAUUUGUUAUUUAAGGACUCCCAUUUGCAAUAUAUAAAUAUUCUGAGAUGUUACAUUUAUUUUCACAAAUAAUAAGAGCUAUAAUGACUAUUUAGAUUCCAUUUAAAUAGCAUAAUAUACACUGUGCUUAUGUGCGUAUAUAAUACACAUAUCUACAUGUGUGGAUAAAUAAUACAUGUGUGUACAUAUACACAUGUAUUUUCAUACAUGUAUAUAAAGUCAUCAUACAUUACAAGUGUAUUUCACUCCUUACAGAUUUUUCUCUAUUGCAAGAUAUUUAUAUGCUGAUCAAAAGUUCUCUUACUUACACUCUAUACUACAGUAGACUAAUGCUCUAUAAAUCAGAAAUAGAUUCAGAACACAAAUAUUUAGGCCAUCACUACUUUGGCCGAAAAAGGUAACCCAAUUUAAGAUAAAGAAACUCAACCAGCAGAUCAAACGAUAGACAUAGCAGGUGUGUUGGAAUGCCUGUGCAGAUGGCAUGCGUACACACAGGACCACAAGGGGAAAAGUCACAAGGAGGUGGCUCCCUUCCUCUAAUGCUCCUCCUCAUCAUCUUGGCCAUCUUCCUCCCAAAUUCCCAGCAUCACUUUCCUGGGAUGAAGCAGCCUGCUCCUGGCUACCUGUGAGCAAAUGGCUGGAAAUGGGAAAAGAAUCUAGGAUUUGAGGGGUUGAGUGUCCUCGGACUACAGGAGGCUGACCCUGGUCACUGUCCCUCUGGCUACUGAGAUCUCAAGAAAAUACCCACUUCCUGCCAUCUCUAACCUUGUCUCUUUUUUUUUUUUUUUGAUCUUUUUUUUUCAUUUUUCUUUAUUAUGAAAUUUUCUACUUACUCCACAUACCACCCACAGAUUCCCCUCUCCUCCCUCCUCCCACUCCCCACCCCUCUCUCCCAAGUCACCCCGCAUCCCCACAUCCCCCACAUCAAGGUCUCCCAUGGGGAGUUAGCAGAGCCUGGCACACUGAGCCUAUCUAACCUUGUCUUUACCUCAAAGCAUCUAUGCCUUCUGAAUUCCCUCCUCUGUAUCAAGUAAUCAUGCCUGGCCCACAUCUCAAUUAACGUUAAGUAAAACGGAUUUUUCCCAAACAGAAGAAAUCCACACAAGUUUUCAACAAGAGUGAUGAAGCUUACAAAGCCAAUCCAUUUUCUGCUCUAAGAAUUUUUGUACAGGCAGAAGUACAAAAAUUUAAAAAGGGGAGGGGACCCUACUCAUAAUGCAAUCACAACUAGUGAGGACACUCCAUAGAUGUCACAGGUACAAGCCCUGGGGGUUGUCCGGACAAGUUUUACACUCUCAUUGUUGACAAGAUCCUCUAACAACACCGACAGCAUAAAUUCCUCGGCCUAGGCUAAAAGAAGACUAUCCUAACGAAACAGAAGAGUUGGGAAGGAGGGAGACAGGAGGAGCUCCAAGGGAGGAAUGUCUAAUCUAACACUACUUUAAGAAGUUGAGUUUGCCGGGCAGUGGCGGCGCACACCUAUAAUCCCAGCACUCAGGAGGCAGAGGCAGGCGGAUCUCUGUGAGUUCGAGGCCAGCCUGGUUUACAGAGCAAGUUCCAAUACAGCCAGGGCUACACAGAAAAACCCUGUCUCGAAAACAAAACAAAAAGUUGAACUCAGGUAGAAAAAAAUGGAUAAAGGCAGAUGCCCGAUUACUCAUCCAGGAAAUCAUUCUACAGUGGUGCAUGUGGCUGUGUGCCAAGGCACACAAGGAGCUGGUAGGCAGUAGCCAUAUGUUAAAAGAAUUAUAAAACUGUAUACAAUGUGUUUGAAGUAGACAGUAAGGGAAAUAACAAAAAUACCAUUUGAAAAAAAAAAUUAGGGGGGAAAAAGAUGCCAUUAUUUGAGAAUCCAUGUGUUUUUAGAGGCUUUGCAUAUUAUAAUCACAAGGAUCUCCAGCCAAGUUCAACACGACUGGAAAUUAAACAUUCAAUUAACUCAAAGCCAAAUAUUCACCAUAAUAAUCCCUUCUGUUUACAAGAGUUGAACUUCAAAGAAUGGAGUAAGAUCAUCACAAUUAGGUCUCGAUCCUAAAGCUUAGGAAGACAGACAGACAGAAGGUGCUGACGUCCAAUAAAUUAUGCAUUCUUACAUCCAAAGUUUAUUAUAUUCAUCCAAAAGGAUUUCACAGCAACACAUCACUCACAAAUGUGUGUACCUCUGGCAUGGUUUCAGAGGCUAUAACUUCCCUGAAAUCUGUAAAGCUUUAAUAUUGGCUUUGGGAGAAUUAUUUUAAUAGUCAAAGAAUGUUUUAUUAGAGUUCUUUGUGUUCAAGCUUGGCCUUUCUCAUAACAACUCAUACUCUCUGAAAGCAGAAAAAUCUAUCUCUUCUUUAUCAAGUUCAUGUAACUAUUUUUAGAGAUGCCAAAUCUUUCUAGAAACACUGGAAUUAUUGUUUUCUAAAUGGAAUCACAUAAUGUUUGUACCAAUUAAAAAGGCUUUUUUCGCCCAA
Molecule: messenger RNA, 4889 nt
Organism: Peromyscus californicus insignis
Lineage: Eukaryota; Metazoa; Chordata; Mammalia; Rodentia; Cricetidae
Gene: Txlnb
Product: taxilin beta
Exons: 10
Coding region: 132-2177 (681 amino acids)
Molecular function (GO): syntaxin binding
Source: RefSeq, a predicted model, not a curated record